Molecule: messenger RNA, 1290 nt
Organism: Nakaseomyces glabratus
Lineage: Eukaryota; Fungi; Ascomycota; Saccharomycetes; Saccharomycetales; Saccharomycetaceae
Gene: SQT1
Product: Sqt1p
Molecular function (GO): protein binding
Source: RefSeq, a predicted model, not a curated record
AUGGAACGUGAAGGGAGUCCCGAGGAUGAGUUUAUUGGCAACGAUGAGGUUGACCAAGUGAUUGAAGUUGAAGGUGGUGAGCCGAUCGAGGAAGAUGACGGUAUGGAUGAAGCUAUGGAAGGCGGUGAAGUUGAGGAGACUAUUGAGGUUGAUCUGUCCAACAACUCGCGUACGUAUUUUGACAAGCACACUGACUCUGUGUUUGUAGUGGCGCACCAUCCCAGCCUGCCGCUGGUGGCGUCCGGUGGCGCAGACAAUGUAAUCCAUCUAUGGACCUCUCACUCACAACCACCUAAGUUUGCUGGUACCUUGAGUGGCCAUACUGAGUCAGUUAUAGCGGCUCACUUUACUCCAGAUGGAAAGUUUUUGGUGUCUGCAGACAUGACUGGUAAGUUAUUAGUACAUGCUUCUGUGAAAGGCGGUGCUCAAUGGAAACUAGUGUCAGAGUUGCAAGAAGUCGAAGAGAUCAUAUGGCUGAAGGUUCACCCUAAGGUCAGCGGUGCUUUUGCAUUAGGUGCCACCGACGGCUCUGUUUGGUGCUAUCAAAUUAACGGUGAAGGUGCUUCCGCCACCGUUGAACAACUGAUGAGUGGGUUCUCUCAUCAAAGUGAGUGUACAAUGGGUGAGUUUAUCAAUAUUGAAAAGAGUGAAGAACUAGGUACUUUGGACUUGGUCACAUGCUCUCUUGAUAGCAGUAUUGUAAGUUGGAACUGUUACACCGGCCAAGUAAACUUCAAGAUCGCUCAACCUGAGCUGAAAGGUAUGGAAUGUCCUUGGAUUUCUCUAUCAGUUGCGCCUGUGGAAAUGACUAAAGGUAAUGGUGGUAUUUUGGCCUGUGGUUCCAACAAUGGUGUGAUAGCUAUAAUAAAUUGUAACAACAACGGUGCAGUAUUACACUUGUCCGGUGUGAUAGAAUUAAAGCCAGACCAGGAAGAACUUGAUUCAUCAAUCGAAAGUAUCGCAUGGGCUAAGGGUUUCCCAUUGAUGGCUCUGGGUCUUGUCGGUGGUGAGGUGCUGCUCUAUGACACCAACAUGUGGAGAGUAAGGAGGAAGUUUGUCCUAGAAGACUCUGUCACAAAGAUAGUCUUUGACUCUAGAGACAACUUAUUUGUUUCUUGCAUCAACGGUAAGGUUUACGAGUACGACUCAAGAACUGGCCAAGAGAAAUUCACCUUUUUAGGUCACAACAUGGGUGUACUAGAUUUCAUAAUAACAGAAAUGGGCGGUGACAAGCGCCUAAUAACUGCUGGUGAUGAAGGUGUGUCUCUAGUUUUCGACGUCCAAGCUUAG